GUUCACAUUUUUCUCGACUUGUGGCAGGUCGCUGUCGCACGCCGAAUCGCAAAGAAACGCGGCCCCAGUCAAACACACGAAGUCCGGCGGCGCCGUAGCGACGUGAAACUUCAGUUAAACAUUUGAAAGUGCCAACGCCUCAGUGGCAUCCAUAGAAUCCAUCCCACUGGCACAGAGAUCAUUGCAGGAGUUGAGUGAGCGUCUUGGCAGUUUCAGGCGCUGCAUUGGCGACACUGCCAGCGUAACGACCGUGAGUUGCUGGCCAAGGACGAAAAUGCAUUGCAGUCGACCCAUAAAUUGCAAUUAAACAACGAGCCAACGAGCAGUCUAGCCGAGCGGAGCCGGACACCAAAGCCACAGAAACAACACAAAGAGGAACCAAGCAAAAAUAAACACUCAACUUUGCUGGCAAGGGCGCCAAGACAACAAAAAUUGCAAUUGUUUUAUUAGUUGGAUAAACUUUUGCUUUUGCGUGGCAUUUUUGGUUGAAACAAAAGCUGAAACAAAAUGCCAGCGGGCCGUGUGGCUGGCAAAGCCGGCUACUCCAAUCACUACUACAAUGGCCGCUCCUACGUGGGCAUCAACGAGGAGAUCAUGUGGGUGAGCAUUGGCAUGGGCGUGACCAUUGCCCUGCUGAUUACGAUCGCCCUGUGCUAUAUUGCGCGUGAGAAGUGCCAGAAGCGGCAGCGGGAGUACUAUGUGACCGCAUAGUUGUUGUAUGCUGCCUGCCACACGACGCACGGCCACGGCGGCAUGCCAAUGAUGCAGCAGCAGCAGAAGCAGAGGCACAAACGGCAGCAGCAGCAGGAGCCGCCGGCAACCAUACACUGCAGCCUGUCAAUGAAUG
Molecule: messenger RNA, 847 nt
Organism: Drosophila guanche
Lineage: Eukaryota; Metazoa; Arthropoda; Insecta; Diptera; Drosophilidae
Exons: 3
Coding region: 508-711 (67 amino acids)
Source: RefSeq, a predicted model, not a curated record